Lineus longissimus is the source of this 2891-nucleotide messenger RNA. Its product is annotated as RNA N6-adenosine-methyltransferase mettl16-like. Gene Ontology annotation, cellular component: nucleus. Gene Ontology annotation, biological process: rRNA base methylation. Lineage: Eukaryota; Metazoa; Nemertea; Pilidiophora; Heteronemertea; Lineidae. The record is from RefSeq and is a predicted model, not a curated record. Gene Ontology annotation, molecular function: 23S rRNA (adenine(1618)-N(6))-methyltransferase activity. The transcript is spliced from 8 exons. The coding region runs from base 613 to 2292 and encodes 559 amino acids.
GCUUGCUAGCAGAAGUCAUUCUUUUUUUCUUUGCAAACGUUAUUAUUACGUACAGAUACAUUCUUGAUUUUCAGUUUGAAGUGAAUAUUCAUCAGGAUAAAGGCACAAAGCUGACGUCUAUAUUAAGAUAUAUGUACAGAUAUUUGUAAAGAAUCUAAAGAUUCCUCUCCCCCUGACAUGCCUGACACUCGCGUCGCGACAGUGUCAGUGACGUGCACGUGCACUAUGACUAUCACGACACGCCUUCGCCUUGUACAUGCAUGCAUAUAAAUUGUGUGUACUGUUGUAGUGUAGAUAGAACAUGUAGAAUGUAACGUACGACACGUGACGAUUUCGAAGAAGUUUGUUUUGGCACUGACCACUAGUAAUGCGUUUCACCUUGAACAAAGGAUCACUGUGUAACGGGCAUUGUCCGAAAUCAACUUAGGCCUUCUGACUUGUUCUGAGUGUCGUGUGCCCAUUUGAUUUGAUGUUUUGACGGUGAUUCGUCUUCUUCGAAAAGCCAAUUUUUUUAACUUGACCCUCAACUCAAACUGCUCAAGCCUUCGAUCAACUCCUCCAUCCUGGACUCCGUUACACCAUUGACACAAUACGCAGAUCUGCCUGAUCGGGAUGGCCUUCAAUAAGUUCAUGCACCCAAAAAAUCCAUAUCGCUCAAGGAAACCGGAUUUCAAAGAUCUAGCACUAAAAUAUGAGGAAUUCAGGAAGUACUCAACUCAAGAUACUGGAGGAAAGGUUCACCUAGAUUUCAAAGCGCCUGAAUGUCUUCGAGCAUUGAGCUGGGCAUUGCUGAAAAACGACUUUGAUAUAGACGUCGAUAUGCCUUUAGAAAGACUCAUACCUACCAUUCCUCUGAGAUUAAAUUAUAUUCUUUGGCUGAAGGAUAUAAUUGGAGAGAAAACUGAUGUCCACGGCAUUGAUAUUGGUUGCGGGGCUUCCUGUGUUUAUCCCUUGUUGGCCAGCAAAAUGUAUGGAUGGAAGAUGGUGACUACAGAAGUUGAUGACUUGAAUCUCACGUAUGCAAAACGGAAUGUUGAAAAGAAUGAAAUGGGGGAAAGUAUCAGAGUUGUGGAAGUAAAGGAGGGAUCGGGACUGUCGAACCUUCUUGAAACAGAAAACUGCAACUUUGACUUCUGUAUGUGUAAUCCACCGUUCUUCGAGAGUAAUAUUGAAGCAUAUGGUUUGACAUCGUCACGGAAACCAGAUCGUGCCGAGCCCAAGUCUGUGAGUACGGCAAGUGAGCAUGAGAGCAUUGUAGAAGGUGGGGAGGUGGCAUAUGUCCAGCAGAUGAUAACAGAUAGUCUACAGCUACGUAACCGAAUCAGAGUGUAUACUACUAUGUUGGGCAAGAAGAAAAGUGCUGGUGUUCUCAAAAAUGAACUACAAACUAAAAAGAUUAAAAAUGUGGCCAGCUACACAUUUUGUCAAGGGAGAACCAUGAGGUGGGGGCUGGCAUGGUCGUUUGAUGAGACAGUGAAGUUUCCAUCCUGUCCCUUCAGUACCCAGAAGAAGCCCCGUCCACAGCAGCCUCUAGUGUUCACAGUUAAACCUAGUAAAAUUGAAUGUACUGUUGAUAGGAUAGGUCAAGAGGUGAAAAAGAUAAUUGAGGAUCUCAAGAUUGAACAUACUGUUGUCAUGUCUAGUAGUGUAGUUUGGAGCGUUUCUGCAACUGCUCGGGAGAAUACCUGGAGUCAUUCACGGCGUAAAAGACGAGAAGAAGCAAGGAGACAAAGCGAGGGUGGUAAAUGUGCCAAAUUAGACAGUGGAGAAUCGGCUCACCUAGUUGUUGAUGAGGGGACCAGCAAGAGUGAGGGAAAAAGUGGAACUAAAAUUGACUCUGAAUUGGGUAAAUGUGCCGAAAAAAUGAAUUCUGAUUCUAGUAAUGAAGAGCCUAGUGGAGUUGCAGACAAUAUGGACAUUUCUGAAGUUGACAAUGAAGAUUCAAAUGAGGGAGAAAUCGAUAGAGACAAAAAGUUAUCAGAACAGGACAGUGUUGGCUCUGGGGUAUCAAGUGAGGCAAGGACUGGCAGUUUGGUUCCUAUGGUGGAUGAAACAGAGAAAACGUGUCCUGAUGAAUGGAUUGAAGAGGGAAAUGGUGCUGAUUUGGAAAAUGCAGCGACGUCUGCUAAAUGUGCUUUAGGGAAGAAGAAGGAAAGUAUGCCACUGUUUAAAUGUUGGGUUUCUGUCAGGAAAGAAAAACCAGGGAUAAUACUUGAGAUGAAGUGGAUGCGAGGAACUUCAAAGGAAGCCUUGCAUCAACUGUUUCAGUACUUCAAAAAUCAUUUCAGGUGAUAAGUCUCUUUAUUUUGUAUGGUCUUCAUUUUGUAUGCUCUUCAUUUUGCUUGUUCUGUUCAUGAUUAGUGAAAUCACGAUGGUAAUUAAACCAUUGCUGUUUGAAUGAAAUGGCCAGGGCCAUUGUGCUCACCUCAUGUGGAGGAAAGAUGGAUAAAGAGCAUGGUCUUGUGUCAUGUAGUGUUAGGUUUGAUGUAGGUCCAAGCAAUUACAAUUUCCCCAAAAUGGCCAAUUUACAGUACAUUCGACCUCUGUGACCUUGAAAAGUAGGUCAAAUCAAAGAAGACCCGGGUGACACAUUGAAUGGUUGUUAGAAUUAGAUGUACCUAUGAUAUAAAAUUGGUGCCAAUCGGGCAAGUCAUUACUAGGAAUAAUGGCAUUUUGAAGAAUUUAGGAUUUGGCCCCCUCCCUGGAGGCCAAACGGCAAAUCAGAUCGCACCAAACUUCGGUACCUGAGAUCACCUGACCAAGGGGUACAUGUGUACUUAAUUUGUGAUCAAUAGUCAUUGCAGUUAAGAAACGUGCCAUUGUUACGGCCUGACGGCGAAUUUACGCCAUUUGACCUCUGUGACCUUGACAAGAAGGUCAAAUUAAAAACC